UUUGUCGUUAGCGCUGUCGUCGGACCCGACGGCAACCUCCAAAGCCAGUCGCGAGAGCGGAACUUGUGAUCCAGAAACGUUGUGCGGAUUGGGGAAAGGCAGUAAGGGAUUGUUCUUAAAAAACAAUAGCGACCGCGAUUCGCUUCUUUUGAAUGUUUUAUAGAUGCAUAUUACUAAGAAAUGUUUACUCAUUUAUUUGAUCGAAUGUGAAGUUCUGUGUCGUCUUGUAAAAAUGUUAAAACUUGUUAGUUGUUCCGCGAGGUUCGCAAACGCGUUAUCUAGUCUAGAAACUAAAUCAUUUGAAACAGUGUGGUUGGUGAAAUAUGUGUUGGUAAUGUUUUUAAAGUUGCGAAGUUUCGAAUUUUUUGCGAGAACUCACACAGCAAGAAAAUACCUAGAAGGUAGUGCGUGGUUCCUAACCCGGAAGUAACAUAUUUUGAUAAAAUGCAUAUUGAGUGAUUCAAUAUCGAUUAAAAUUUGAGUAAACUGAAAGUGUUAAGCAGAUGUCAGUAGUAAAUCGACAAAUCAGUUAAAGUGAAGUGGUACGUAAAACGUUACACACGAGCUGCAAACAUCUAGAACUGCGAUUAGUGAUUUUACGAAGAAAUUUUUCGAUGCAAAUGAGUACUCUCAAACGCCGGUUGAAUUGGAGGCUUUAACACCACGAUUUACGAAGUGAAACGUGAGCUCUUAUAAGUUGUUAGCAAAAAUACUUGUUGUGCGGGUAGUUACGCUCAAAAUUGAGCAAGGAGCGAUUUUAAGAUGGAAUUAUUGGUGGAAAGGUGCAUAAGAGAACUGUGGCGAAGUGACGUACCUUCUGUGUUCCUACUUGGCUGGACUUCAAAUCAUCGUGACCUUGGUCUCCACUUCGUCGGUACCUAAUGCUGCCCUUCUUCCCGCCAGGUGGAUAGGGAAAAUCAGAAACGUCCGCUGGGAGCGCCAGUGGCUUCAAUCUUAUGGAAGUUGAUGGCCUUGAAGUCAGCUGGGGAGAACCGGCUAAGCUGAACGUGUGGUUGACAACCAGCCACGAAGCUUAGUAUACGCCGGAAUACGCUACGAAGUAUAAUCAUGCUGCGAUCACGCAAAUGUCUCCAAGUUAAAUCAAAAAUGUGUUCGCAUUUAACAGAUAUUGUGGUACCUCUUGUUUUAAUAGUGAGAAAGUUGUAAUGAUUCAUUUGCCAACAUUUUUUUCAAACACGGAAGAACGGGAUACAUAGUACUCCGUGCUUCAAGCAAAUCGUGUGAGACACAGCAACAGGUGCUGAUGACGUAACUUGCGUGUGAACGACGAGGAGUGACGAAUAGCCUAUGACGGCGGGAGAGCUAAAAGUCCGCACGGGACGGUGAUAAAAUUGUGAUAAGAUUGUAUUUUUGGGUGUCUGCCUGAGAUUCACAGGAGUCGUCAAAACGGAAGAGUAUAAAAUUAUGGGUCUCAGAAUGCCCUUGUAUGAAAAUUAAAAGGAAUGAUUCUCUACAUCUUUCGUAAUUGCAGAAGCCAACUUUUGCGCUUUGAUGCAGUGUUGAAAUCUUGCUUUUGUAUUCAACCCAUGCCUUACGGAAUUAAGUAGUAGUCGACCUUGUAAGCGCAUCAAAGACGAGCACAAGUGCCCACGGGAAAGCAGUUAAACAAUUUGACAUUUGAUUGGAACAAAGGAUGACAAUAGGACUCGUGCAACAGCGAGGUCUACUUACAGAUCACUGGUCGAAGGUUUAGUGAAGAACUGAGAACUAAUUAGUUUCUUCAUGAAUUACGUAGACCUAAUUUUAUUUUAGAAUGGAAAAUGCGUCAUUGUCUGCACCUGUUAACAGUCCAUCAGGAAUCUCAGGAAGCGCAAAUGUUUUAUCCGAGGUCACUACUUCCCUCCCUUCUUUUAACAAAAUGGAUGAAAAGGAUGCUCUUGUCAAGAAAAUUCAGAUCUGGAUUGUUACUCAACCACAACUUAAUGCAAGGACUGAUAUUGUGUACCUUCUGAGAUUUCUACGCGGAUGUAAAUAUGACGUGGAGAAAACAAAACGUAAGAUAGCAAACUUUUACACUAUUCGUGCCAAAGCUCCAGAAUGGUUCUUGGACCGUGAUCCUCUGUUACCCGCAAUCCAGGAAAUGCUUAAUAUGGGGGUGUUUCUUCCUCUCCAUAGCCGUGAUCAUGAAGGCCGGCUAGUAGUGGUAAUUCGAGCCGCAGUGCAUAACCCUAAUUUCCACCUCCAGAGUGAUGUCUUUAAGGUGGGGAAAAUGAUUCUUGACCUCGUGUUGGAGGAAGAUGAAAGUGUCCCUGUAAAAGGAGUAGUGGCAAUCAUUGAUCUUCAGGGAGUGUCUCUGGGCCAUGCACUCCAGCUCACUCCUGCUGUUAUCAAGAAAGCUGUGCAUACAUGGCAGGAUUGCUACCCUGUGAGCCCAAAACGACUGGACUUCAUCAAUGCUCCUAUGUAUGUCAAUGUAGUACUGAACGUCUUCAGAAAAUUUAUGAAGGAUAAAAUGAGAAAAAGAGUAUAUGUGCACCCUGGGCAUCUGAAUAAUCUUCAUAAGGAGGUUCCCAAAUCAAUUCUUCCGAAAGAGUACGGGGGUUCUGAUGGAUGUGUGAGUGAAUUAACAGAGUAUUGGAAGCAAAAAACUAUUGCAAGUCGUGAAUGGUUCAUAGAAGAUGAAAAAUAUAAAGCUGUUGUGGAGUAAGAUGAGAAGAGUUCUUGUAAUGUUACACUGUUUUGGUUGGCAAUAUGUCUUGUAAUAUUUAGCCAGUGAAAUAUUCCAAGUACUUUGGAAUAGCAGAAUCUGUAUGUAUUAAAUUACAUGUAGCCAAGUUCUCUUUCUAACUUACUGAGUAAUGUGCUUGUUAUUUUUGAACAAUUUCUAACUUUAAAAUAAUUAAGAAGAGUAUAUGCAUUUUAUACCAAAUGAAAUAAUUGUAACUUUUGUGUUUAUUAUUCUAGAAAUAAAGGAAGUUUUUAUUUAUUUGA
Gryllus bimaculatus (two-spotted cricket) is the source of this 2952-nucleotide messenger RNA. The record is from the annotation of a GenBank genome assembly. NCBI's taxonomy places the organism in Eukaryota, Metazoa, Arthropoda, Insecta, Orthoptera, Gryllidae.